AUGUAUCCUACAGGAGAAUUUGUUCUUAAAAAGCUUGGAAUGGAAUUAAGUUUUAUCAUUGACAAGAUUCAACCAAAUCAAGCUCUUACACGGAAAAAUGUGAUAUUCUUUGAGAGACGUUAUAGAAUGAUUUUACACAUUAUUACCAUCUUGCGAGAUCGAUUUGAAAAAGUUAUGAAUGAUCUUGAUGAAGUUUAUUACGUCUAUAGUGGAAGGAAAUAUCAACUAAAAAACGGAAUGAAGGAUGUAGAAGUUUUCUUCCACCGCAAUUUUCCGAUAUUGGAUCCACUAUAUGAUACGGAACGAAUAACACGUGAUCUUACUUAUUUGAAACGGAUCAUGGGGAAAAUUCCUGACACUCGGAAUCAGAUUAGUUACCUUUUAUUUGAAUUUAAUCAACAUCGACAGGUGUUGAUUUGGUAUUGUGACGAAUGGUUUCAAUUACAAAGACGAAAACUGGUUACUCUUGAAGAUAUUGAGGAUUUAAUGUUUAUGUCAAAUAGAUUAAUUAGUAUUGCUGAAAUUUUUAAAAGGAAAAUUGAUGAAAAUGUUGAUAUAAUAAUCCGUAUACCUGAUCAUAUUCAACCAUAG
This is a messenger RNA of Racocetra fulgida, 591 nucleotides long. NCBI's taxonomy places the organism in Eukaryota, Fungi, Glomeromycota, Glomeromycetes, Diversisporales, Gigasporaceae. The record is from the annotation of a GenBank genome assembly.